CAAAUAAAACUUCUGCACUUUGUACUUAUGGUCUUUUCUUUAGCACGACUCUGAGAAAAUGACCAGGAAAACUAUCAAGUCCAUCCAAGAACUGGGAGAAUUCUUCAAAUACGGAGAUGCAAGGUCAAACAACGAAUUAUGGGGCCCAUUUAAUCGAAUUUUCAGAGUCUCAAUGAAAUCCAGCCGAAUGGAAAUACCAAAGAAGUUUGAAGCGAAACUGAGCCGGUGGUUUCAUCUGCCGGGUGAUGAACAUGAAGAACAGUCCAUCAAGAGAGCAGAGCUUCAAACAGUUGUGAGAGUAUUUGACAGAUGGACAUGCAACCAAACUUGUUUCAAUGCUGCAAGAGCUCUCAAACCACUCAACAAUGGCGAGGCAAAGCCUGUAAGCUGUGUCGAAGUGCCUGUAGGCUCCAAAGUGCCAGACUGUGACUUCUGUACUCCACUGGACUUCACUGCUGCAGAUCUGUGGGGUCGCUUGGAAAAUGACAGUGGCUUGACAGCUUCCAAUGUUGCCAAAUAUGAUGGACUACACAGUAUGGUUGUGUUUAAAGAACAUCCUCCAAGCCAUAUGGACAGGAUGAAGUUGUUUGAUGUUUUAGAGUUGUGUACCCAGUGGUUUGAAAUAACUCAUAAAAACAAUCCAGAGGCCAUCUAUCCAAUCAUGAACUGGAACUGUCGUGCCCGGGCAGGAGCAUCACAACACCAUGGGCAUUCACAUAUGCUCUUGGCAGAGAAUUUCCACUAUGGACAGUGGGAGGGUCUACGACAGGCUGCCAAGCUUUAUUCUCUAGAAAAUGCAGGCUUUAACUACUUUGACGAUCUAGUAUCAGCCCACAGAAACCUCGGACUUGCAAAAACCUUUGGAGAAGCUUGUGUGUUUGCCCAUUUAGUGCCGUUUUGUGGCUAUGAGUUCAAGGUGGUCUCAUGGAACUAUGAUGAUAAUUUCAAGCUGGCAGUUAGUGAAGCAGUCAAAGCUCUCAUUCAUACAUUUGGUUCUGAAUGCUUCAACUUGUGCAUUCACUUUCCUCCCCUUCAAAAUGGAAAACUUAGAGAAAGUGCAACAGUGGCAGAAAUAAAGAACAGAAGCUUAGAAACAGGAGAUGUUGCUAUGCCUUUCAUGGCUCAUCUUGUUGAUAGAGGAGGAGUGAAGAGUUCGUCAUCUGAUGUCUGCGGCAUGAGGAUUUAUGGAAGUGCCAUCGUUAACGAAGAUCCUUUUUCGAUUGCUCAGCAGUUGGGAUGGCAAGAAUGAACUUACUUGACACUUUUCAUUUCAGUUUUUAACAAUGUAUCAAUAAUGUAUUGAUGCAUCAGCCAAUCUUUUAUCUUUUAUGUUGUUUUGCUUUUUGUCAUAUGAACUUCAAAAUUGAUCAUCUCUUCUCCCAUUUACACCCUGGUUUGGGGGGGGGAGGGAACUUCCAAAAUAAAAAGGACAAGGGUGCUCAUCAGAAAUU
Messenger RNA from Orbicella faveolata, 1451 nucleotides. RefSeq lists its product as uncharacterized. The record is from RefSeq and is a predicted model, not a curated record. Lineage: Eukaryota; Metazoa; Cnidaria; Anthozoa; Scleractinia; Merulinidae.